UAAUUUAUUUUAUUUAUUUUUGUAGAGAAUUUUAAUAGUUGUUUCUUCUUCUUUUUCUUUCAUUUUUAUCUUCCAUAAAUUUUGUAUUUCUUAUUGCAUGAAGCUUCUCAAUUUUAUCUAUUAUUCUACUUGCUACUAUUUUCUUCUACUUUCUUAACAAUUAAUAAGAAUAUUUAUUCUUAUUUAAUUGAUUUUCUAGUUUUUAAUUUGUUUUAUAAAAUCUUUGGAAGUGAAAAAAAAAAUGGAUUCAAGAAUGGAGAUAGAUUUUAUGGACCUCAACAGCAAACCACAAUUAUCAGAAAUGGAGAAGCAACACAAAAAAGUAUCUGGAAUGAAGUGGCCAUUUUCAUUGGCUGAUUUAGCUACUCACCAUGAACACACAUUUUUUCAGAAUUACAACUCCACCCCAAUAGUUUCCAUUAAUUCAAAAAAUUCAUCCCUAAACAAUUACAAAUCCACCAUUGACCCCCAAUACUUUAGAGGGACUUUUCCUCUAGCAGCAAAAACAAGCACUUAUGACUCAAGGAAAAAUUAUGACAAUUUGAGUCCAAAUGAGUCAACAUUGACUAUAUUCUACAUGGGUGAGGUCCAUAUUUUUCCGGGUAUAUCACCAGAAAAGGCUGAGCUUAUAAUUGACCUGGUUUCUAAAUCAACAACUCUCCACAUGGAUGAGAUUUUAGAAAAAGUGAUGAAUAAAGAAAAAUAUGAAGAAAAUAAAUCAGACCCUUCAAAUGCAUCCACAAAUUAUGCUAAAGGAGCACUUGCUAUGGCUCGUAGAGCAACUCUUGCACGAUUUUUGGAGAAGAGAAAACAUAGAUUGAUCAAAGCUAGGCCAUAUCUAUAUGGUGAAAAUUUAUCAAAGUUUCCCUUUGAUAUUCAACAAGAAGAAGAAGAAACGGCGUCGUCAAGCGUUCAUUGGGAAAACUAAUUCAAGACAAAUUUCAUUGUUUUGAAUUAUUAUUAUUCUUUUAGAAAUAUUAUAAUGUUUUAUACACGUGCCUAUCAUGUUGUGUUAAAUUAUAUACUUAUAUUAACAACUAAAAAUUUUCAAAGACUAUUGUAAUUUUGUUAUGAGUUAUGAUAUAACAUUUUGCAAA
Messenger RNA from Solanum pennellii, 1097 nucleotides. RefSeq lists its product as uncharacterized. The transcript has 7 exons. The coding region runs from base 242 to 928 and encodes 228 amino acids. NCBI's taxonomy places the organism in Eukaryota, Viridiplantae, Streptophyta, Magnoliopsida, Solanales, Solanaceae. The record is from RefSeq and is a predicted model, not a curated record. Gene Ontology annotation, biological process: regulation of jasmonic acid mediated signaling pathway; response to wounding; regulation of defense response. Gene Ontology annotation, cellular component: nucleus.